Messenger RNA from Paramecium sonneborni, 240 nucleotides. The record is from the annotation of a GenBank genome assembly. NCBI's taxonomy places the organism in Eukaryota, Ciliophora, Oligohymenophorea, Peniculida, Parameciidae.
AUUGUUGGAAUGAGUCAGGUUAAUAAGGAUAUAAAUAUAGAAAAUAUUGAUGAGAUCAUUAUGGAUAUAAUAUCGAUUUUGUUUAUUUCCAUACUUAAACCAUAAAAGAAAUAAUCAAUUCUUUCUGAAAUAAGUGAAUUAAAAUAAAAUAUAAAAUCAAAGGAGUUUAUUAAUCUUUAGAGUUUAAUUAAUCCCAAAAUAGAAAUCGUGGUUUUAAUAAAGAAUGAAUUUAUUAUCUGA